AUGCCAACAGCCGAUGGACAGACUGUGUACGGUGUCAAAUUGGAUUGUGAAAUGCCAUUUGCGAAUAUUAUCAAACCAAGUUUGAAAAAUCAACAUUGACAUCGAUGUAAACAAGCCGGCGUAUGUUCAUCCAGGUCUUGCGAGAGUUCUGAAAAAGACACCAUCGGAAAGAGAAAAAAUGACUUCGUUGGAAAAGGCUGAAGAGAUAAGUCCUUCGGCGUAUGUUAUGGAAGCCGCAAAACUACGCAUUGAAUACACCGAUGAGGAAUUCGCAAGAAUGGUCGACGAUGAAGAUUAUGCAGAUAAACUCGAGAGACAGAAACUAGAGGAGGCAGCGAAGAAGUUGAAGGAGGCAAAGAAGAAUGAGAAGGAAGAGGAAUCAGGAAAGAAAGAGAAGAAGGAUGAGAAGGAAGAGGAAUCAGGAAAGAAAGAGAAGAAGGAUGAGAAGUCAGUAAAGAAAGCGAAGAAGGAUGAAAAGUCGAAAAAGUCGGAGAAGAAACAGGUCGGAAAGAAGGAUGAUGGAAAAGGAAGAAAAAAUGCUGGAAAAGAUGGAAAGAGAAAGGGCAAAAAGCGUGUUGGGACUUUCGAUAAAGAUGGCUUGCUUAUGGGGCGCUUCACGCUUCACUCCAUGCCUCAACACAUGCUUGUUUAUAAUGGAAGUGCCCAGAACCCGGCAGAGAACGAUGGAAAAGAUGGGAAGAAAGCGGCCAAAGUUGAUGGAAGUGGGAAGAAAGCCGCCAAAAAUUUUGAAAAUGGCAAAAACUAGAAUGUCUACUCGUAUUCAUUGUGUUGGUUGCGUGAAGGUUAGUCGGAUCCCUCUAAAAAUGUAGAAUUUCAAUUUCUGGGUUCCCGAAAUUCUAACUGAAAAAUCGAAUUAUCUCUGAAAUUUCGAGCAUUUUCCAAAACCUAAUAAAAUUCUGUUUUUUUUUUGCAGAUUUCGUCUUCAACAGCACCUUCACAAACUUGCCAGCAUUACUCGUAUUUUCAUAUGAAUAA
Caenorhabditis angaria is the source of this 996-nucleotide messenger RNA. NCBI's taxonomy places the organism in Eukaryota, Metazoa, Nematoda, Chromadorea, Rhabditida, Rhabditidae. The record is from the annotation of a GenBank genome assembly.